Molecule: messenger RNA, 1060 nt
Organism: Cajanus cajan (pigeon pea)
Lineage: Eukaryota; Viridiplantae; Streptophyta; Magnoliopsida; Fabales; Fabaceae
Product: NAC domain-containing protein 104
Biological process (GO): system development; regulation of DNA-templated transcription
Molecular function (GO): DNA binding
Source: RefSeq, a predicted model, not a curated record
UCCGUUAUCUGCCGCCUUGCUUGCUUGGAGUUGAGUGCUGUCGUGCCGAAUAAAUAUUAUCAAUUAUUUGAUGAAAUGUAUCUGUUUUGUACGUGAUAAACGCCAUCUUCAAUUUCACGUCACACCCUUAUAUAUAUAAAUCAAUUUAUAUCUAUUCAUUAAUUCCCACCUCUUUGCACUUUAAAUACCAUCCUUCCAAACCAACACUUGCAUCUUCCCCUGCCUCUGUUUGCUUGCUUCAAUGGGAGAUAGCAAUGUCAACCUUCCACCAGGUUUUCGGUUUUAUCCCACAGAUGAAGAACUAGUAGUUCAUUUCCUUCAUAGAAAAGCAUCACUUCUACCUUGCCACCCAGAUGUCAUCCCUGAUCUUGAGGUCUACCCCUACGAUCCAUGGGAACUUGAUGGUAGAGCUUUAGCAGAGGGAAACCAAUGGUACUACUACAGCAGAAGGACACAAAAUAGGGUGACUGGGAAUGGGUAUUGGAAACCAACGGGAAUGGAAGAACCAGUGGUUUCAGGCACAAACAACAAGAGAGUUGGUAUGAAGAAAUAUUUUGUGUUCCAUGUGGGUGAAGCCGCUGCUGGUAUCAAAACCAAUUGGAUAAUGCAAGAAUAUCGUUUAUCAGAUUCUGCUUCCUCAACCAGAUCAUCCAAAAGAAAGUCACAACAAAAAAUGGAUUAUAACAAAUGGGUGAUAUGUCGUGUUUAUGAACGCAAUGGAGACGAUGACAAUGGAACAGAGCUGUCUUGCUUGGAUGAAGUUUUCUUGUCAUUGGAUGAUGAUUUUGAUGAAAUAAGCUUACCAAAUUAGCUGAUUAUGCAAGUGAUGAUUUAGCUAGCUAGCCAUAGUAUGAUAUUCCAAGUGAAUAAUUAAUUAAAAUAAUUGUUGCUUGUUAUGGUUGAUGUUAUUUACCGGCUCUAGUUAAAUCAAGUAGUGUAGGUGGCAUUGUAAUCAGUGAAAUGGUUCUUGCCAGAUUUUCAUAGCAGCCCUUCAAGUGGGGCACUAUGUAAAAAAUUCAUGGCCAAACAAUAUUAUGUAGUAUGACGUUAUGCUUUUCAA